This is a messenger RNA of Mercurialis annua (annual mercury), 1923 nucleotides long. RefSeq names its product carotenoid 9,10(9',10')-cleavage dioxygenase 1. The transcript is spliced from 14 exons. Gene Ontology annotation, molecular function: carotenoid dioxygenase activity. The coding region runs from base 93 to 1727 and encodes 544 amino acids. Gene Ontology annotation, biological process: carotene catabolic process. Lineage: Eukaryota; Viridiplantae; Streptophyta; Magnoliopsida; Malpighiales; Euphorbiaceae. Gene Ontology annotation, cellular component: chloroplast stroma. The record is from RefSeq and is a predicted model, not a curated record.
UCUAACGUUACUUUCCAUGUGUGUAAGAAGAAUAAGCACUACUCCACUACAGCCACACACACUCACUGACCUGACAAAAGUAACCCCCGAAAAUGGCGGAGUUGGCGACGGAGAAGCACGGCAACAGCGGCGCUGCGGUGGCAGUGAAUCCGUCGCCGAAAAGAGGACUGGCCGCGAAGAUGAUCGACUUGUUAGAGAAGCUGAUUGUGAAACUAAUGCACGAUGAUUCACAGCCUCUUCAUUAUCUUUCCGGCAACUUUGCUCCGGUUGAUGAAUCUUCUCCGGUCACUGACCUUCCCGUUAUAGGUCACCUUCCUGAAUGCUUGAAUGGUGAAUUUGUGAGGGUAGGUCCGAAUCCGAAGUUUUCACCUGUGGCUGGAUAUCACUGGUUUGAUGGUGAUGGCAUGAUUCACGGUAUGCGCAUUAAAAAUGGAAAGGCAACAUAUGUUCGGCGCUAUGUGAGGACAUCGCGUAUUAAACAAGAAGAGUUUUUUGGAGGUGCCAAAUUUAUGAAGAUUGGAGAUCUUAAGGGGCUGUUUGGACUACUCACGGUUUCCAUGCAAAUACUAAGAGCAAAAUUGAAAGUACUGGACAUGUCUUAUGGACAUGGGACAGCUAAUACGGCUCUCGUUUACCACCACAGCAAGCUUUUGGCACUUUCAGAAGGAGAUAAACCUUAUGUAGUUAAAGUUAUGGAAGAUGGAGAUCUACAAACUGUUGGCCUAUUGGAUUAUGACAAGAGACUUACACAUUCUUUCACUGCUCAUCCAAAGGUUGAUCCAUACACAGGAGAGAUGUUCACCUUUGGCUAUGGACAUGAACCACCAUAUGUCACAUAUAGAGUUGUUUCAAAGGAUGGUUUCAUGCAUGACCCAGUACCAAUAACAGUAUCAGAUCCCAUCAUGAUGCAUGACUUUGCUAUAACUGAGAACUAUUCUAUUUUCAUGGACCUUCCUAUGUACUUUAGGCCAAAGGAAAUGGUGAAGGAAAAGAAGCUUAUUUUUCAAUUUGAUGCAACAAAAAAAGCUCGUUUUGGUGUUCUUCCCCGGUAUGCAAAGGAUGACCGUGAAAUAAGAUGGUUUGAGCUACCAAAUUGCUUCAUAUUCCAUAAUGCAAAUGCUUGGGAGGAGGACGAAGAAAUUGUUUUGAUCACUUGCCGCCUUGAAAAACCAGAUUUGGACAUGGUCAGCGGGAUUAUUAAAGGAAAACUUGAGAAUUUUACAAAUGAACUGUAUGAGAUGAGGUUCAACAUGAAAACUGGUGUAGCUUCACAAAAGAGACUUUCUGUUUCUGCUGUUGAUUUCCCAAGAGUGAAUGAAAGCUACACUGGCAGGAAACAAAGAUUUGUCUAUGGAACCAUUCUGGAUAGCAUUGCUAAGGUCACUGGAAUUAUCAAAUUUGAUCUGCAUGCUGAACCCCAAUUGGACAAAACAAAACUUGAAGUUGGAGGCAAUGUUAAAGGGAUCUUCGAUUUGGGACCUGGUAGAUUUGGUUCAGAGGCUGUAUUUGUUCCUCGGGAGCCUGGAACCAGUUCUGAAGAAGACGAUGGUUACUUGAUAUUCUUUCUGUACGACGAAAACACCGGAAAAUCAUCAGUCUAUGUACUCGAUGCAAAAACAAUGUCGGCGGAUCCGGUGGCAGUUAUUGAAUUACCUCAUAGAGUUCCAUAUGGGUUCCAUGCCUUCUUUGUAACAGAGGAACAACUUCAAGAACAGGCUGCACUAUAACUGUUCAAAGGAAGAAAGCGUCGAAUCAUAAAUAGCCGAAGUUGCAUCAGAUGGAGAACACAGAGGAUCAUAUAGUGUAAUUAUGUUACUUCAUUCCUUUGUAUUGAAAGCAUUUCCGUUAGACUCCGUAAAAACCUACUAUUUUAUACAAAAUAUUAUCGAUAAAUUAUAGUUUAAUAGACUGUUUAUUUUGUAA